This is a messenger RNA of Rotaria sp. Silwood2, 1134 nucleotides long. Lineage: Eukaryota; Metazoa; Rotifera; Eurotatoria; Philodinida; Philodinidae. The record is from the annotation of a GenBank genome assembly.
AUGUUUCAACACAUAACGUUGUACCAUCAAAAUGAGCCGAAUUUCAAUAUCACAUGUGAUUUACAUAAUACAUGUGGAGUUUUAUACAAAACAUAUUCUGCAUAUAAAGCUCAUGUUUAUCGACAACACAUGUCUGAACUCCAUUUGAAAAACAAACCGAACAAUAGUUCGAAUGUUAUUCCUAAUGAAAGUCAACAACAAGAAAGUAUGAAUAACUCAGAUAUGGGAUUAGGAACAAUUAACAAUGCUGAUGAUACAUUCGAUUUUAUUACUGAUGAUAUUGAAUCAAUUCUGGUGAAUGAUGAUUAUGAAACGAAUUUUUGUAGUCCUGCAUUAUUAUUUGAUUCUAUUCACAAUGCCAAAAGCACUUCUGAAUUGUUGUUGAUUAUCAAACGAUCGUAUAUGAUGUUUCUUUUGGAAUUACGUGAACAGUAUUUAUUGCCGCAGGGCGUUAUGAAUAUCAUUUCUACGUAUAUUGUAACGCUUAUUCGUCAUUUAGAACUUUUACUGAAGACAAAAGCAUUUCUUCCAUCUACAGAUAUUUAUUCAACUUCAGCAUCUUCAUUACCAAAACAAAAUCAAAAGAUUAUUGAAAUUUAUCAAUUACACGAAACAUUAAAUGAUUUAUCAAAUAUAAUCGAAUCAAUUUCUAAAAACAAUUACCAAUUCAUUAAGCAUUGUGAGAAACAAUUCGAUUACAUUUCACCAGAAGAAAUACUAUUAUCAUCACCUGAUGAAGAUGUCAUGCAUGGUUAUUUCAUUCCAAUCGAUAGAACAUUAUCGUCGAUGUUGAAAUCUCAACCACUUCUAUUAGAAAUUUCAGAAAAUAUUCAACAACAACGAAUUAAUGUAGAAAAUGAUUCAGAUCUUAUGUUUUCGAUUAGAGACGGAUAUUACGGUUAUCGAUUUGAUCAAGAUAGUCUUUUAAUCCAGCUAUAUUUGGAUGAUAUUGGUUUGACGAACCCACUUGGUGCAAAACGUCAUAAACAUAAAAUGACUAUGGUUUAUUUUUCUUUGGAAGAUGUUCCUAAUAAAUACCGAUCCAAACUUGAUUUCAUUCAAUUAGUUGCUGUUUGUGACAGCAAAACUCUCAAAGUAAAUUUUCUCAUGAUAAGCUCGAACAUAUACGGGUAA